AAACCGUUCCGAGGGAAUUUCGUCAACAAUUUCCAAUCUCAGAACGUUCACGGAUUUUGCUACACAAUUUAUAAGAUACGUUGCUCUCAGUUGCGCACAGUUUGCAAUCGUAACUCGUACGGGAAAAUUGUUUAAGUUUAACUUCCAACAUUUUUAUACAUAAUUUUUAUCAUAUAAUUCGCUGACGGUUUGCCCUACAGUGUGGUGUGGUGAAUGGUGGUGAGCUGACAUUUGAUUUAUGGUUACCGUUGAAAGCGAUCAAAUAUUCGAAUAUAAUUAAGAUAGAAGUAUAAAUGAACUGAGCAGUGAAAUAUAAUAUCCAGAAUGCAUAAACACGUCAAAGUGGGAUGUGAGUGCAUAUAGCAGAGCUUAUAUUAAACAUAUCGAAUUUACAAAUUACGGAUUAUUGCGUAAACGAUCGAUUCGAAUGAAUAAAUUGAAUUCUUUCAAUCAGUGAAACUUUUGGAAAUUUGAAUUUUUCCAUGUCAGUGUGUUAAAACAAAAAUUGGUUUUUUAUCAAUUCAAUCAAUUCGAUGACACUGUACGGAAAGGACAUUUCAACUCAACAGAUAAUGCACAUUUCCACGUGUUUUCUUUUGAUAUACACAAAAGUGUAACAGCGACAAGCGACAAUACUAUAUUUGAACGAAAAUAAAUAAAUAUUUUCUUGUAAAACGUCGAAAGAAUAGAAUAUAAUACACAGGCGGAAUAAGCUGUUGAAAUACGACUUAUAUCGCGAAUAAAAUCACCAAAAGAGAAUCAAAGAAAAUUUUUGCUGUUUAUAAAAGUUUGAAAAAAUAAAUCAGAGUAAAUCCUCUUCAACCUCAUAUCAUUUUGACAGCAAAGAAUUUGCUCCUUUUAUUUAAUCAGACGAGCAAAAGGAUGAUCUUCAUAUGGUUGGCUAUCACCGCUCUUAUAGGAGAACAUGUUGCAUCAAACUCAUUCGACACCCAAGGACCCAUGUUUACUUUGGAGCCACCGUUUCGGCUGGAAUUCACAAAUACGGCUGGCAGCCGGGCCGAUUGUACAGCCAGAGGAAAUCCACCACCUCAUGUAGAGUGGGUCGAUUUGGACAACAAUGCCGUUACGACAAUACAAUCGGUACGACACAUAUUAGCGAAUGGAUCGCUACUGUUUCCGGCAUUCGACGCUGGUUCGUUUCGACAAGAUGUUCAUUGGGCGAUAUACAAAUGUGUUGCAUCUAAUUCGGUCGGAACAAUAGUAUCACGAGACAUGCAGGUGAAAGCAGUUGUCAACCAGCGGUAUGAUCCAGAAGUUCAGAAUCCUGGUGGUUUCUUAGGUGGAAAUGUUCUCAUCAAAUGCAAUAUACCGUCUUACGUGAAGGAGUAUGUUACCGUUACGUCAUGGUUACAGCAACCAUCAUUCAACAUUUACCCGUCUGUGGAAAGUGAUGGUAAAUAUCACAUGCUUCCUACGGGAGAACUACUAAUAAUCAAUGUAACACGUACCGAUGCACAACGUAGUUAUCGGUGUCGCACCCAUCAUCAACUCACCCAAGAAGCGGUAGUUAGCGAUAAUAUUGGACGCAUUCAAUUAACUGACAUGAGAGAACCUGUGCCACCAAUUAUGAACGACAAACUUCUUCAACUAACGUCUCGAAUUGAUGAUGUUCUGGUUAUUCCAUGUGUUGCCUAUUCAUCACCGAAACCAACAUAUAGAUGGCAUGUGCGAAAAAACAAUCGAGACGAGUACUUGGAUAACAAAAAUCAUUCGAACAACAGAGUGUAUGUUCGAGAUGGUACGCUGGUAAUAACGUCUGUGAAGAAGACGGAUGCUGGCACUUAUUUCUGUACAGCUACCAAUACCGAGGGGAGCGAGACUCUCGAGGUGCAACUGUCGAUUACAUCACCGCUUACCGUACAUAUUCAACCAAUCCGGCAAACGGUUGAUUUGGGGAAAGCAGCCGAACUGAUAUGCAAUUCGAAUGUUGUGAUGUUGUUGUCAAAUGGAGUCAAUGGAUUUCAGACGAAUUUGUGGUGGCUAAAAGACGGUCAACCGUUGCGAACUGGUUCACGAGUGCGACUGUUGUCUAAGGAACACAUUAAAAUAACGUCAGUGACGAAAGAGGAUCGUGGGAUGUACCAGUGUUUCAUCAAAAACGAUCACGAUGCUGUACAAGCAACAGCUGAAAUGACACUCGGAGAAGUGGCCCCUCAAUUGGUAUACAAAUUCAUCGAACAAACAAUGCAACCAGGACCAUCUGUGUCGUUAAAAUGUAGUGCUACGGGCAAUCCAACACCACAGAUUACAUGGACACUGGAUGGUUUUCCGAUGCCAAAUAACGACCGAUUAAUGAUCGGUCAGUAUGUGACGUUGUUCGGUGACGUCAUCAGUCAUGUUAACAUAUCAAUUGUUAAAUCGGAUGACGGCGGUGAAUAUGAGUGCACAGCUCGAUCGCGAGCUGGUUCGAUGAGCCAUAGUGGUCGAUUGAAUAUCUAUGGGAUGCCACACAUAAGACCGAUGCCGUCGAUUUCGGCGGUUGCUGGUAAGUCGUUGACUUUAAAGUGUCCAGCAGCUGGGUAUCCCAUUGACAGUAUUGUAUGGGAAAAAGAUGGCAUUAAAUUACCGACAAAUAUGUGACAACGUGUUUUCAACGGAACACUUCAUAUCGAAAAUGUUCAAAAAGCUGCAGAUCAUGGAAACUAUAUGUGUAUUGCACGGAACAAACACAAUUAUACAUCACAGGGGGCAGUGGAAAUAAAAGUUUUAGUUCCGCCGAAAAUCACACCAUUCACUUUCGCACGGGACCUAAACGUCGGUGAUCGAACGAGCAUUCAGUGUGUGGUCGGCACGGGUGACCUGCCACUGACAUUCGUUUGGCUGAAAGACGACCAGCAAAUCAUACAAUCAAUUGGUACCGGAAUGGAUAACAGUAAUUCCAAGAAUGACAUGGGGAUAGUUGGAACGCUGGAAGGUAGUGAUGGCGAAAGUGCCAUUACAAUACGACAGUAUGAUGAUUUUACAUCAUCAUUGAGUAUAACGAGUGUAACAAGAUCACAAGGGGGAAAUUACACUUGUGUUGUCAAGAAUGAUGCGGCUAUGGUGUGGCAUUCGGCAAUACUCAGAGUAAAUGUUCCACCCCGAUGGAUAGUAGAACCUCAAGAUCAAAGUGCUGUUCUCGGAAAUUCUGUCAUUAUUACAUGUAGAGCUGAUGGUUUCCCUCUCCCCGUUGUACAGUGGAAACAGGCCAUAGGAGAACAGUCCGGAGAAUAUCGUGAAUUAAAUUAUGCUGGCGGAAAUUCGGGAAUAGAAAGCCAUUCUAACGGCUCUUUAAUCAUAUCUAAAGUAAACGAAGAACAUAGUGGUAACUUUCUUUGUCAAGCGAGCAAUGGUAUCGGUGCAAGUUUAAGUAAGCUUAUUCGAUUGACUGUACACGUUGGACCAACAGUUACGGUUCGCAACAAGAAAGUAUCCGUUCGACGAGGCGAUCGAGUUAGUCUACGAUGCGAAUCAGACGGUGAUCAGCCGUUAGAAGUGUCAUGGCGAGCGAAGGGCAACCGAAUCGAUCCCACCUAUGAUAUACGCUAUCAGUUAAAGAACUCGCCUCUUCAGAAAGGAAUAAUCUCCGAACUGACCAUUGUUCAAACCACCCUAAACGAUCGGGGUGAAUAUUCGUGCGUAGCAACGAACGCCUAUGGCCACGAUCAUGCUGCGCUACACCUUCAAGUUCAGGAGCCACCAAACUUUCCGAAAAGCCUUCAAGUUACCGAAUUGGGCAGCCGAUCAAUUGUUCUGUCAUGGCAACCUAACGAACAGGAUGUCCAUAGCAAUCACUUCGGCGACGCUAUGCCAAUAUCGAAUUAUAUUUUACAGUUCAAAGAAGCACAGGAUGUGUGGCAUGAUCACAACAAUCAAAAAUUGUUACCAGGAGAUAAGACCACUGCCAUAAUUUCCCAACUGAAGCCAUCAUCGAGUUACCAUUUGCGUUUAUAUGCAGAAAAUCAUCUCGGUCGAAGUGCACCAUCGGACAUUUUACAUAUUCAAACGGAUGCCGAAAUUCCCGGCGGUCCUCCACUUGGUGUUACAGUGGAACCACUCGAUGCACAGCAGUUACUAGUUACAUGGCGACCGCCUGAGAGAGAACUGUGGAAUGGUGACCUUCUUGGCUAUACAAUUGGUUAUCACAAAUUCGGCGGUUCCGAUCAAAGUUACAACUAUACCAAAGUAGGAAUACCCGGCGGUGAAGGAGUUAGCGAUUUUCGAUUGAUUGGUUUGGAAAAGUACACUCAGUACAGCGUUACUGUGCAAGCGUUCAACUCGAAAGGCGAUGGUCCAGCUUCGGAUCCCGUGAUGGCCCACACAUUGGAAGAUGUACCCAGCGCGCCACCACAAUCAGUCAAUUGUGUCGCAUUAACAUCCCAAAAUAUUCAAGUUACUUGGCAAAGUCCGCCUAAGGAAACGUUACAUGGUGUCAUUCAGGGCUACAAAUUGUUGUACGAACCCGUAAACACAGACAUGGACUAUGGAGCUAGGGAGACGAAGAUCACAUCUGCCUUGAAUACAGUUUUACAUGGACUGCAACCGUACACCAACUAUAGUGUUCAAGUGCUUGGCUUUACGAGAGCUGGAGAAGGGGUAGCUAGUCAAAUAGUCAAUUGUGUUACAGAAGAAACGGUACCGGAAGCACCCGAACGAAUUAAGUCGGUUGUAAACACCGAUUCUUCAGUUAUAAUUAGCUGGUUACCGCCAAGACGGCCUAAUGGCAUUGUUACGAAGUACAUUGUCUACAUACGAAUACUAGAAAAAGGACAAGAACUUAAAAUCCUAAAGGAUGUUCUGCUAGCGCAAAAUCACCACUAUGAAGCCAAAGAUUUAAAUACAAGAGAGACUUACGAGGCUUGGAUAACAGCAUCAACCCGAAUCGGAGAGGGACAAAGCACACCUGUGAUUAAACUAACACCGACUCCCACCAUUCCAGCUGCUGUAAUAUCAUUCGGCCAAACAUUAAGCGUAGCCUGGCGUGUUGAUGUUAAACUCGCAUGCUUGUAUGUCGGAACACCAAAACCACAAGUCGAGUGGAAGGUCUUGGAUUCUAAGUCUUCGAAGCAACAGCGUCUAGAUAUCGACGUUGAGAACACAUUGACUCUGCGCAACGUUCAACGCAACCACGAAGGAAACUACACCUGCCAGGUCCGCAACAAUCAUGGAACUGACCACAUCAUUUACCAGCUACUUGUUCAAGUACCACCAGAUCCACCCAAGCUUAUAAUAUCAUCAACGACCAUCACGUCUGUUGCAAUAGAGUGGAUUGUCGGCGAUAACGGUGGUUCACAGUUGAGAGGAUUUCUGCUAGCUUAUCGACGGGAAUUCGACGAAUGGGAGGAGAUUGUCCUGGACCGUCGAUCGAAUUCGUAUUUACUUGAACAUUUGCAGUGUGGUACACGUUACCAGUUCACAUUAGCCGCAUUUAAUAAGAUUGGCAGUGGAACAUCCAGUAAUAUUGAGAAUGCUCGUACAAAAGGCAACGAACCAGUGGCACCGCAAAGACAGCAUUUCAUUCGAGCAAACAUGACAUCCGUUUUAUUGGAAUUAUCGUCUUGGCAAGACGGUGGUUGUCCAAUUUCUUAUUUUACCAUUGAAUUCCGUCGCAACGGUGGUAGUGAUUGGAUAUUAGUUUCCAGUAAUGUUGCACCUCAGGCACGAUAUAUCAUUCCUGAUCUGGAACCGCAAACUGCGUAUGAUUUGCGUAUAACGGCACAUAAUAACGCUGGGCCAAAAAUGUCCGAAUAUUACUUUGUGACAUUGAGUCUACACGGUACCAUUGCCGAUGGAAUUGGUGAUGUAGACUCUGAACCAUCAGUGAAGUCCCUGUUCAACAGUGACAAUUUAACUGUAAUGACAAUCUUGUUGGGCGUUAGCGUAGUUGUGGCUAUACUUGGUGUCUGUUUCUUUGUCAAAUCUCACUUUCGUUCACUUUUCCAACGAAAUGACGAGCCGAUUCAAACAAUGAAUAGUAAGCAUUCAAUUCCUGAGCACCGCGAUCAAUACUAUGCAACCGUACGUAAAACGCCACAAAGUCCUUGUCGCGAUUCAUCCAGUGCUUUGGAACGGAUUCCAGAGUAUUCCGAAGACAUAUAUCCAUAUGCCACAUUCCAUUUACCAGAUCAAGAGAAUUUCGCCGGAAAUCCUAGUCGACAUGGACACUCUGGUCAAUCGAGCAGUGUGUAUGAUGCUAGGGACACGUUAUCAAUGAAACAGGUACGAUCGAACUCAAGUUCACAACAAAAUAUCGGUACUGGUAAGCGAAGCCAUGGCCGAAAAUCGAAAACACAAAAGUCUGAAUCUGAAGAGUAUGAUAGUCUGGGAUCGGAUACUGAAUCCGGAAGUGGCGAGCAUGGCAUAAAUAGUCGAAAGGAUUUGGAUGAAAAUGGUCCAGUGAAUUUUUCGAGUCACGCAGUAUCACACAGUCCUGGAUCUCGAUCCGGUAAAGAACGUUUGGCUGUAUUUUCAAGACCAACUCAUCAUAAUACCCAGUACAGCCCAAAUUUAAAUACAUCAACAGAGAAAUCACCAAUUUCUGAACCACGACCAAGUAGUUAUAGUAAACAGAGUCGGUCACCAAGUGGCCGUCACAGCGUAGAUAUGUCUUUUGAUUUAAAUGACUUCGACCCACCGCCAAAAACACAUCAAAAACCUCAACCGCACAAUGGCAUCAUGACAUCAGAAAAUUACAAACAAAUGGCAGCUAAUUCUUAUCAAAACAAGCCAAAUCUAGCCCAACCAACCAAUUUCAUAACAUCAACGGGAAACAGCAGCAACAAAAUGCUAAAGAGCUCGAAUACAGCUGCACAUUCACCCGUUGCCGAAAUAGAUCUGAUAAAUUCAACGCUGAACAAAACUUAUGGUGACUUUUUAACAAUGACACCGCGACGGAAGUCGCGCCUAUUGGCUGCUACCAGAGCUAUGAACGAUCAAUGGCCUUCCAGUUAUCGAUCAUCGUCGGCACCGCUUCACAUGCAAGACCUGGUCACUACAAUAAACACUCCCAUAACGAAUCAAUCCCAUUGCUAUAAUUAUCGGGCGACAGAUACGAUUAGCAAUGCCGAUACCAUGCGAUUGACUUCCGAUCAGAUGUGGAACCAUCGGUCGAAAUUCAUGUCGCCCAGUACAAAUAGCUUGAAGUACCUAAAUCAUCAUUCUUCGGCACCGAAUAACGAACCGAUUGCCAACCAUCAGACACAAAUCACUGCACCGUCGCAUGCAGUGAUGUCGGACAAUGAUAAAAUGCAUAGUACAGCAUAUGCCAAUGUUAGUCCACCAAGUGCAUUUAGCGAUAGUGGUAAUAAGUUCGGAAUCAGUCAGGGUUAUCGGGUCGGUGGCGAUUGGAAUGGUAACGGUAACGGAAACGUGAUCAAUGGUAGCAGUAGUAGUCAUAAAGUUUCGUCGGUUAAUUCCAGUAAAUAUCACAGUAACCAAAAAGAUUUCACCAUUGCAGUUUGAGAGUUUGUUAAAUCGUACUAAUGUCAGUCAAUUGUUAAAUAUUUAAAUUUUUUCGAUUCAUUAAGAGUCUAUCCUUGGAGUGUAUCCGAGUUUGUGUAGUUCAACAAGUUAGAAUAGAAUUUAAAAACAAAAAAAAACUAAAUUUCAUCGCAAAGCGUUUGUGUGAAGAUUUUUUUAAAGAAAAUAUUAAACAGAAGACUUUUUUAAUGUAUUUGUUACGACGACGCGAGAAGAAGUGAUAAUGUUAUCCAUUUAUACUGUAAGUAAGUUUUAGCAUAUCUGUAAUGGAAGAACAACAAUGUUUAGUGGAUGAUAAUGUUUAUGAAAAUAAAUCAGAAAAUGGGAAUUAAAUUCUCGAAUUAUAGGUCAAAUUAAUUGA
This is a messenger RNA of Bradysia coprophila, 7840 nucleotides long. Its product is annotated as cell adhesion molecule Dscam2-like. NCBI's taxonomy places the organism in Eukaryota, Metazoa, Arthropoda, Insecta, Diptera, Sciaridae. The record is from RefSeq and is a predicted model, not a curated record. Gene Ontology annotation, biological process: axon guidance; dendrite self-avoidance; homophilic cell-cell adhesion. Gene Ontology annotation, cellular component: plasma membrane; axon. Gene Ontology annotation, molecular function: cell-cell adhesion mediator activity.